AUAGAUAAGCAUGGGCAGAGAGAAUUCCAUAUCUUCUAUUCUAUACCUUUCCAUUGGCUGUCUACGGCAUGAUUGAUUUUGGACAACAAUGCUCGCUGUCAACAAAGUAAAGAUGUGACGGCAAGAUUGCACGUCACAUUGCAAACAAACCAAAUGGCCAACUACCCAGUACCCACCCCUUUUAUCCAGAACUAUGACGUUGGUGUCAGAGUAUGUGUAGUGAAAAAGACCCCCCUUCCACUGCAGGGGCUUGAUGAGAAUGGGAACGCCAAGAGACACAAAGGAGAAGGGGAGGAGGAUGACGAGAUGGGCAAAGAUGCGAUCAUCACGUCGUCGUGGCCGGGAUCAUUCCAGAGACCAUCCGCUUUCCGUCCCUGGUCACCGAGCAUCCUCAACAAAGAGGGUGCCGGCAAGAUGGGCCUGCUUCCUGACCAUGGCACAGUUCUCGUCAGAGACAGCCGUGGGAUGCCAACCUACCUCAGCAUGGGACCACCAGUCCUCCUCAAUCCAGAGAGAGUGGUGCCCCACACUGCAGCUUCCAAAUUUGACAGCCAGUUUGCACCUAAUGUUGCCUUGGCGCCACCCUUGAAACUAUCGCCAUCGUCCAAAGAAUCCAUGUCGCCAGAUGGAGAGAAAGAAAGGGACAUAAAAUGCGAAGACCUUGACAUCCAUCCGGAGAGCACGAUGGACCAGGAGAUUGAGAUGGUUAAGAAGAUGCUUCUUGAGAGCGAUGCUCUGGACACCAGGGCAGGACGGGAGAAACUCCUCCAUGAGCUUGCUAGGAUACGCAUCAGGCAGGAAGAGAGAUUGCAGGAUGCCCUCGCAGCCAAGAGGAAUUACCAACAGGAGAUGGAGUUUCUGAGACUCACCAAGAAAGACAAAAUGAGGGAGGCCAUGGAAUCCAAGCGAUCACUACGCAAAGAGCUUGAUCGGGUCCGGAUCGAGUAUGAGAGGAAGCUUAGAGAGUCCAAUGACUCCCGCCAGCGCCUCAAACGAGACCUUGAGCACGCCAGGAGCCGACGGAACGAAAAGUCCAAUGAGAUCGGAAGGGACAAUGAACGCCUGGUCUCUCAGAAUGAAUACCUCAAGGAUCGGGUGAGGGAUCUUGAGGAAGAGAGAGACCAGCUCCGGAGAGAGCUCCAGAGGUACCAACAUGAGAAGGCGGACGAGUCCAAGGACGGGGAGAAGGGGAAGGGCGAGAAGAAAGAGGAAAUGUUAGAGAAGGGAGAAAGAUUAGACCAAUCAUCAAAUAGAGACAGUAGUUUAGACUGUGAUGGACAGAAAGUGGUGGAGAAAAAGAUGGUCGAGGUGAAGAAAGAGAAGGAAGACCUUGAAUCCUCAGAGAAAGUGAAAGAUGGCAUUGAUAGGUCUCCUCCACAAAGAGAUGUCUAGUUGUCCCCAUUCAGAUUGAUUCCAACAUCAGUUCUUGAUCAGAAAAGGAGAUGACAGACUCUGGUGUUCAUUGGAAACCUCAGAUUUUAUGGGUCAUUGCAAGUUAGGAGCAUCUUGGCUGUGUAGCCGUAUGUCAUAGAAAGCUGGUGUUGCCAUGCUAGAGCUUGCGGCCAUGUCGCGCCAACAAACCGCAUCGUGAAAGAGACGUAGUGCCUGAGUUUGUAUCUACCCUCUUUCCUAUAAAGCUUGUGUGAAGAAGUAAACCCUUGUCACUUAUCUUGACGUCCAAUGCUUUGUGUAAAUACUGUCAAGCGCUAUCUUUGUGUGAGUUUGAUCCCAAAAUGUGACUUGAUGAAAGUCCACCGCUGUAAUUGGGCAUAACCACUGACUGAUCCUUGCAUUUUUUUAUCCCUUGCAACCCUUCUAUCUCUACAGUCAUAUGCAUCUACAUUUCAGAGAUAUGUCCAAGAAUUUGGAUAAUCUAUGUAACAAAUUUAUGAACAUAUAUAUAUAAUAAAUAUAUAUAUAUAUAUGUAGAUAUACAAUAUACAUGAUGCGGUGUAUAUUCAAUUUUUAGAUUUUUGUUGCCAGCUUUUUGAAAAUCUUGUUUAUAAAAGACUAAGGUCACUGCCAAUGAGUAACAUUUAUUUGUUUCCUAGAUAUGUUUUCAUGAAUGUAUAUUUGAAUUCUUGGUCAAUGUUAUGACAUAUGUUUUAUUCAUGACAUAGUAUUGUAUGAUUCAAUUCAGAGGAUGAGGAUUUUUUUUGUUCUUUUUAAUUGCUAUUUGUUUGAUGUUUUCUGGUAUAUUUCUUUGCCUAAAGAGGAUUAGAAUACUAGUAUGAUGUAUGUUUAUUGAAUAUUCAUUAUAUUUAGAUUUUUUUCUUUCUAUAUUUCUAGAUGGAAGUAUGCAUGAAUUUUAUUGUUUGUUCAUUGUUAUUAUCUGCAGCUGGAAUUUGUUCUAAUUUUGAAUCUGAAGAAAAAGAAAUGCCUAACUUCCUUAAAAAUUUUACCUCAUGUUUUUGGGCAAAUCGGUGCGAUAUUUUUAUCUUGCCUUACAAAACGAUUGUAAAAAAAAAUCUUUCGCUUCACCGUCUAUUAUGAAUGUGAAUUAAAUACCUCUGUAACUUUGAAGUUUCACUUCGGGAGUUAACAUAUUUUGAAAGUUUUGAUUGAGACUAACCUGAUAAUCACCUCCUAAACGUGCAUGCCAAUCUAAAUUCUAUUUUCUCUUUCUUCGUGUGAUUAGAUGAUACCUUUAUACACCAAUAAUGGUUACCUUUCUGACUGACAGGAAGGCUGCUUGGUGUAGAAUAUCUUUCUGUUGGAUAAAGUCUGUUUGGUAUCCAUUGCACCCACCUGAAUAGGGGGGUAAAUCGUCUUCUGCUUUGUUUUUAUUUUUUAAAUCUUCGUGUAAACCAUGUCGUACUCCUCUUCCACUGUUGUUCUGUUUUUGUGGCUUUUUGUUGCAAAAUAAGGAAAGGUUUCCUUUUUAAAAAAUAAGGGGUCCAGAAAUUUUUUGGGAAUCUGAAUGCAUAUUCCUUGUGAAGGGAGUGAAGUGGGGACAUAAAAGAAGCAUUUUAUUGAUUUAAAUUUUGCAUGCUUUCCUUAGUGGUUGCAUGAAAAAAUGCAUCCAUUGUUUUUGGGGUCAAACUCUAAAUUUAGGUACUGUGAAGCUUUUGUUUGGUUUACAUGAUAAAUGGAAGUAUUUCUUUCUGAUCGCAGUCACCAUAAUUAAACUGUAAAGUUAAAAAAAAGAUGUAAUAGAUAUUUUUUUCAAUAAAUAUCCAUUGGAUUAAACACAAAGUCAAAGCAUUGUACUGCUAGAAAUCUACAAAAGACUGGAUUUAAUUUUGUUUAUAUGAUGAAAAGACAUUUUUGAUUUGAGAGUGAUGUCUGGACAAUCCCAUUUUAUAUUAUUUUAGGAAUUUCUCAAGUACUGAAGAAGGAAUGAAAAUUAAACUCGAGCAGCACAAAAUUUGGAGGUGAAUGCCAGGAUCGUUGAUCAUGCUUUUAACUAAACUGGAGCACAAGAGUGGAAAAAGGGAGAUAAAAAUGCUCUAAUUUGAUAUCAGGAAACAAAAAUUAUAAUUAGUACUUGUCCUGAUAGAAGAUAAAGAAUUACUAUAGUUUUGGUGAAACUCAAUGUUCUUUAUUUUCUGUCUUUUUGUUGCGUUUUUUGUACAGCUUUGGAAACCAAUUGUGUUGGUCCCAUGCUUUGAAAUAGAGUGAGAGAAUAAAACGGGUAACUUUUGAUUAUUUUAUUGUUAUUUUAUUGUUUACUAGCGUCAUUUUUCGCUGUUUCUUAUUAGUCUUGUAAUUUGGAAUAUUUUCAAUCGAGUUGAUAGCUUUUGAUGGGUGUAUUAAGUAAUGUGAUCUUUUAUCUUUUGGUUCCUAUUUGGAUCCUAUUUGGAUCAUUGAGAAAAAUCAAUGUAUUUUUAAUGAAAUAUCAGCAUUGAAAUUCGUUGAGUAGAAAACAGUUUGUUGAUAGUCUAUGUCAUGUCCUCAUUUCCUAUGCCUAUAUAUUGUACUACAGUGAACUAUGAUUUUUGAAAUGUGUGGCAUAGUUUCUGAGCUGAGGAAAAACAAUCUGAAAAGCUGAUUUGCUUGUAAAGAAUUUUACGUAGAUACAGGGAUAGAUACAUUAAAAUAUAUCACCGUGCAUGUAAAUAUAUAUAUAUAGAUCAUAUAUGAUAACAGAAAUAUACUAUAUAAAGAGUGAAGCAGUAUUAUGGCUAGGUAAUGACUUGUGCGUCGAGUUCUGAUUCUUUAUCUCUCAUUCCCCCGUAUGUGUAUAAAAGAAAUGUUUGAAGGAUUUAUCCCACGGUAGCACGUUCCUUAUGUUUUUUUUUGUAUUGGAAUAUUGAAAUUUAAGUUCAUAUUGUAUUCACAUUGGGAAAUUCAAGAUUUUCAUGUUCUUCAGAUCUUCUUAACCAAACCUUAGCCUUGGGAAAGUUUACUGCCUUAAGAGCAAUCCAGUGCGUUUAACUUUAUUUCCUGUGAACGUAGAAAUCCCCCCCC
Messenger RNA from Lytechinus variegatus (green sea urchin), 4410 nucleotides. Its product is annotated as ski oncogene-like. The coding region runs from base 154 to 1392 and encodes 412 amino acids. The transcript has 6 exons. The record is from RefSeq and is a predicted model, not a curated record. Lineage: Eukaryota; Metazoa; Echinodermata; Echinoidea; Temnopleuroida; Toxopneustidae.